Molecule: messenger RNA, 612 nt
Organism: Tricharina praecox
Lineage: Eukaryota; Fungi; Ascomycota; Pezizomycetes; Pezizales; Pyronemataceae
Product: phosphofructokinase-domain-containing protein
Exons: 3
Coding region: 1-612 (203 amino acids)
Biological process (GO): fructose 1,6-bisphosphate metabolic process; canonical glycolysis; fructose 6-phosphate metabolic process
Cellular component (GO): mitochondrion; 6-phosphofructokinase complex
Molecular function (GO): monosaccharide binding; AMP binding; fructose-6-phosphate binding
Source: RefSeq, a predicted model, not a curated record
AUGCACUCAUCAUCUGUGGUGGAGACGGUUCGCUCACUGGUGCGGAUAUCUUCCGGCGAGUGGCUCGGGCUACUGGCUGAGCUCGUCAAGAAUGGCGAGCUCAAGCAGGAGCAGAUUGAGCCGUACCAGAACCUCAACAUCGCUGGAUUGGUCGGCAGCAUCGACAACGAUAUGAUCGGAACCGAUGCGACCAUUGGAUGCUACAGUUCUCUUACUAGAAUCUGUCAGAGCGUGGAUUUCAUCGAUGCCACCGCCUACUCUCGCUCGCGAGCUUUCGUCGUCGAGGUCAUGGGACGACACUGCGGGUGGUUGGCGCUGAUGGCUGGUGUCAGUACCGGGGCGGACUUCGUAUUCUUGCCUGAGAAGCCCCCGGCUAAGGGCUGGGAAACCGAGAUGUGUGCAAUCAUCGCGAAGCACCGUGGGAUGGGGAAGAGAAAGACGAUUGUCAUCGUCGCGGAGGGGGCUACCGAUCGUGGCCUGACUCCAAUUACCGCAGAAUUCGUCAAAAAUGUGCUUUCUAACAAGAUGGGCCUUGACACCAGAAUCACCACGUUGGGUCACGACCCACGUGUGGAAGCCGAAGCUAGGUGGCUCGCCUUCAGGAUGGCCUGA